AUGGGUUUAGCGAUGGAGGAGAAAAAAGACGCUGCCUGUAGCAAAAUGGCCGAGCUGGGUUUUGAGAGAAGCCUGGUGCUCGAUGUGCUUGGGAGGCUGCUGCGAGUGAGAUCCUUCUUUUUUGGAUUCUUUUCGCGGUCAUCGGUGGAUUUCCAGGUCUACGAGGGGAGCUGGACUCACAUUGAGGAGAACAACUUCGAAGUUCUUGUGAUGGAGCUUGUGGAUGAUGGAGGCAAUGCAGUUGUGGAAACUGCUGGUCCGAGCUCGUCUCCCAGCGUCAAGAGGAAAGGCCUUGACGAGUUUCUCAUUCCGUUGGGAAGGAAUAACGAAGCGUUGGAGAAGAGUAACAAGCACGUUUCAGCAUGCGUGAAAAAAUUGCGCCUGCAAUGCGAAGCGGACAAGAAAAACUCGCCGAGAUCGGCCGAGCCGAAAAGCUCCGGCAAGUUGGUAAAAACAGUCUCCUCCAGCAAGAAUACACCAGCAGCCGCGAGAAACUUGACAUUGGGAGUUCCUAGCGUCCCGCAAGCUUUGGAAGUAAUCAACACGGGAGAAAGCUCGGUCCGAUAUAAAAAGAAGCAAAGGCACGAUCCGAACGACAUCGCGAAGGGCGCGGAGUCCGUCCCGAUACCGUUCGUGCGAGCUCCAGGCGGCGACGAGAGUUUGCCGGAGGACUUCACCUACACCGCCGUGGCCGUCGCGUACGAGAAGGCCAAAAUCGAAAUCCGGCUGUGCAAGAUCGAGCAGGACAACUGCUGCACGGCUUGCUUCGGGAACUGCCUCAAGAAGAAGUGGCCGUGCCACUGCGCGCGAGAGACCGGCGGCGAGUUUGCGUACAACGAGGAUGGCUGCGUCAAAAAGGAGCUUUUGAGGCAGGCCGUCCGGGAGACCCAGGGUGACGAGGCGUGCCGGAGAGUUACGUGCGAGAAAGAGUGUCCCAUGGAGGUGGCGCGGGGCUCGACCGAGAAAUGCCGAGGACACAUCGUUCGCCGGUUCAUCAAGGAGUGCUGGGUCAAGUGUACGUGCCACAAGAAGCUCUGUGGGAAUCGAAUCGUUCAGCAAGGAGUGAGAUACAAGCUCGAGGUGUUUUGGACUCCAACUGGAAAAGGAUGGGGAGUGAGGACCACGGAAGAUCUUCCCAUGGGAGCGUUCGUCUGCGAGUAUAUUGGGGAGAUACUCACGAACACGGAGCUGGACGAAAGGAACGAGGAGCGUUUUCUCAAGCAAUCCAGGCAUUUCUAUCCAAUCUAUCUCGAUUCCGACGUUUGCACCGAGCGGAUUCUGGAAGACGACCACCUCUUGUGCCUCGACUGCACACACUAUGGAAACGUUGCCAGGUUUAUCAAUCACAGGUGUGGAGAUGCCAAUCUCAUCGACAUUCCUGUCGAAAUCGAGUGUCCCGAUCGACACUUCUACCACAUUGCGCUCUUCACCAAGCACGCUGUGAGUGCCAUGGAAGAACUUACAUGGGACUAUCAGCUCGACUUUGCGGACGAAAACCACCCCAUCAAAGCUUUCAGGUGCAAGUGUGGCAGUCGAGAAUGUAAAGACACUAGGGAGUAGAAUAUUCUUGCCCAAUAAGAGAGUGCUGACGUGGCGGGCGCCGGCGCCACUAGGCUCUAGUGGCUCGCGCCCGCCAUUGAAUCAGCGUGCUUUUUGGAGCUAGUCAAACGCUUUUUUAAAGGGCCGUUGAUCCUUCCACGGAAUUUCAUCCACGGUCGGAAGCUUCGACCUCUUUGAAUCGCCA
Molecule: messenger RNA, 1744 nt
Organism: Selaginella moellendorffii
Lineage: Eukaryota; Viridiplantae; Streptophyta; Lycopodiopsida; Selaginellales; Selaginellaceae
Product: histone-lysine N-methyltransferase SUVR4
Exons: 12
Coding region: 1-1560 (519 amino acids)
Cellular component (GO): nucleus
Molecular function (GO): zinc ion binding; histone methyltransferase activity; protein binding
Source: RefSeq, a predicted model, not a curated record